AUGCCUGACGAAUCGUCUGCCCAGCGCGAAGGUGGAAGAUGGGAUACCCCUCACUGGGAGGCGGCUGAUGGAUCUUCCUCCCGUCAGCGAGGCGGAACAGGGCAGAGAGAGAAAGGGACAUCAUCUGAUGGUUCUGGCCAGCGCGACGGUGGAAACUGGGACACCCCUCGCUGGCAGAAAGCUGAUGGAUCUUCCUCCCGUCAGCGAGGUGAAACAAGGCAAAGAGAGGAAGGGACAUCAUCUGAUGGUUCUGGCCAGCGCGACGGUGGAAACUGGGACACCCCUCGCUGGCAGAAAGCUGAUGGAUCUUCCUCCCGUCAGCGAGGUGAAACAAGGCAAAGAGAGGAGGGGACAUCAUCUGAUGGUUCUGGCCAGGGAGGUGGAAACUGGGACACCCCUCGCUGGCAGAAAGCUGAUGGAUCUUCCUCUCGUCAGCCAGACGGAACAUGGCAGGGAGAUAAGGGGACAUCGUCUGAUAGUUCGUCUGGCCGGCGCGAGGGUGGAAAAUGGGAUACCCCGGACUGGAAGCCAGCUGGUGGAUCCUCUUCCGGACAGCGUGAAGGUGGAAAAUGGGAUACUCCGGACUGGAAGCCAGCUGGUGGAUCCUCAUCGGAGCAGCGUGAAGGUGGAAAAUGGGAUACUCCGGACUGGAAGCCAGCUGGUGGAUCCUCAUCCGGACAGCGUGAAGGUGGAAAAUGGGAUACUCCGGACUGGAAGCCAGCUGGUGGAUCCUCAUCGGAGCAGCGUGAAGGUGGAAAAUGGGAUACUCCGGACUGGAAGCCAGCUGGUGGAUCCUCAUCGGAGCAGCGUGAAGGUGGAAAAUGGGAUACUCCGGACUGGAAGCCUGCUGGUGGAUCUUUAUCCGGGCAGCGCGAAGGUGGAAAAUGGGAUACACCGGACUGGAAGCCAGCUGGUGGAUCCUCUUCCGGACAGCGUGAAGGUGGAAAAUGGGAUACUCCUCACUGGAAGCCCAGCGGUGCAUCCUUUGAGCAGCCCGAGGGCGGAAAAUGGGACUUAGAUUGGAAGCCCAGCGAUGCAUCCUUUGAGCAGCCCAAGGGUGGAAAAUGGGACCUAGAUUGGAAGCCAAGAUCAUAA
Molecule: messenger RNA, 1095 nt
Organism: Aspergillus tanneri
Lineage: Eukaryota; Fungi; Ascomycota; Eurotiomycetes; Eurotiales; Aspergillaceae
Exons: 1
Coding region: 1-1095 (364 amino acids)
Source: RefSeq, a predicted model, not a curated record